AAAUACGAGCUGUCUCUGAGGUCAAAGCAAAGUAAAACCCCCAAAAAUCUCAGAAUCGCCUCAAUCGUUCAACCCCCUUUGGCUAUCUCACCUCCACUUUCUUCGAUCAGGAAUGGUCUCGAGAUUUGCUGUUGUGUUGCUGAUUGGUUUUUUGGGGAUGUUUUAUCAGGCCAAGCAGCUCCCUCCCCCUCAAAUUAAUGGCUCUUCUUCUUCUCAGGAUCUUCCUGUUUCUUCUCACAAAAUCAAACUCAGUGAUGGAAGGUACCUUGCUUACAGAGAGAAGGGCGUUUCUAAGGACGAAUCUAAAUUCAGAAUCAUUGUCUGCCAUGGCUUUGGAAGCUCCAAAGACAUGACUAUUUUGGCAUCUCAAGAUCUGAUUGUUGAGUUGGGGAUUUACUUUUUGCUCUAUGAUCGGCCUGGAUAUGGUGAAAGUGAUCCAAACCCCAAUAGCUCAGUUGAGAAUGAAGCUUAUGACAUUCAAGAACUGGCUGAUCAGUUGCAAAUUGGAUCGAGAUUUUAUAUGAUCGGCGUGUCGAUGGGGUCGUAUGCGGCGUGGAGUUGUCUCAAACACAUACCACACAGGUUAGCAGGCACAGCUCUUAUAGUCCCUUUGGUGAACUAUCAGUGGCCUUCACUUCCAUAUAGCCUAAUAAAAGAGGAUUACAGGAGAAAGUUCUUAAACUUAGGCUUGUGGCUUUCAACCUAUGUCCCUGGGCUGCUACACUGGUGGGUGACUCAGAAUUGGAUUCCUUCAACUUCGGUACUCGAAAAGAAUCCGAUAUUCUUCAACGAACGAGACAUCGACAUCUUAAAGACGAUUCCAGGCUUCCCAAUGCUAUCCAAGAGGAGUUUAAAGGAGCAACGCGUUUUCGACACCCUUCGAAGUGAUUUCAUGAUGGCAUUUGGUGAAUGGGAAUUCGAUCCGCUUAAACUAAGUAACCCGUACGGUGAAAACGAAAGCUCGGUUCAUAUAUGGCAAGGUUACGAGGACAAAGUUGUGCCAGUCCAACUCCAAAGAUAUGUUUCAGGGCAGCUUCCAUGGAUUCAGUACCAUGAAGUCCCUGAUGGUGGGCAUUUGAUUAUUCAUUACAAAGGCUUGUUUGACACCAUUUUAAGAGCAGUUCUAGUUGGAGAAGAACCAGUUUGUUACAGACCAAAAUCUGUGUCUUAGAAAUUAACCUGAGUAGCUGAUUCUUUAAGAGACAGACACAUAUAUCAUUGAAUUUAGGGUUCAACAACAUCCUGCUUCUGCAGGAACCAGAGAAGUCUCCUGGAAUUUAGUCUACACAGGACCACAAGUCAAUUGAUUGGUUUGCUGUUUUUGUUUGGGGAAGAAAACAAGACAUUCUUGUCUAAUCAUUAUUAUUCUUAGCCAUGUUUGUUUGUGUGAAUACAAGAAUACUAAUGUUUGCAACA
Molecule: messenger RNA, 1416 nt
Organism: Cucurbita pepo subsp. pepo (vegetable marrow)
Lineage: Eukaryota; Viridiplantae; Streptophyta; Magnoliopsida; Cucurbitales; Cucurbitaceae
Source: RefSeq, a predicted model, not a curated record